AUGAGUGAGCAGAAUUUAUGCUAUGGAGAAAUGAAUCCACCUCAGAAGUCGAUGAAAAGACGAAUUCAAGUGAAGACAGAAGAUUCCUCGUCAGCCCCCUGGUGUCUCCUGGCUGGGACUCUGGGGGUCUUGAGCCUGGUGCUCGUGGCAUCUGUGCUAGCACUGGGGGUCCUGAUGAGAAAACAGUCUUCUAACCAAGGAUCCGAGAGCCCUUCUUCACUUCCCAACACCACAUCCCAGAGAGGAUGCUACUUUGGCUCUUGUGCAGAGAACUGGAUCUGGAGCAGAGGGAACUGUUAUUACGUUUCUAAGGAAUUCAGGACUUGGUCAGAGAGUCAAACUGCCUGCAGAAGCAUGAAUUCCAGCCUCCUGAAGGUAGAAAACAGAGAGGAAUUGCAGAAUUUUCUGAAGCUUCUGGCAUCCUAUUAUUGGAUUGGACUGUCUCGGAACGGCUCUAAUGAACACUGGCUAUGGGAAGACAGAUCUGAUCUCUCCCGUGACCUGUCUGUGCAAGACAAUUUCUCUCAUCGACACUGUGUGUAUUAUUAUGCACUGGGAGAUAAAUUUUCAUCUGAAAACUGUCUCCAGUUAUUGUUUUAUAUUUGUGAGCUAAGAGCUACAUAGACUUGAAAAUGCUUACCUAGAAAUAAUGUUAUUAAACCAUCUCAUUUAAGGGUAUCCUGGAAGGUUUCAAAGCACGC
Molecule: messenger RNA, 701 nt
Organism: Tachyglossus aculeatus (Australian echidna)
Lineage: Eukaryota; Metazoa; Chordata; Mammalia; Monotremata; Tachyglossidae
Product: natural killer cells antigen CD94-like
Exons: 6
Coding region: 1-624 (207 amino acids)
Source: RefSeq, a predicted model, not a curated record